This is a messenger RNA of Protopterus annectens (West African lungfish), 2463 nucleotides long. Its product is annotated as P2Y purinoceptor 14-like. Bases 415 to 1479 code for a protein of 354 amino acids. Gene Ontology annotation, biological process: G protein-coupled receptor signaling pathway. The transcript is spliced from 4 exons. NCBI's taxonomy places the organism in Eukaryota, Metazoa, Chordata, Ceratodontiformes, Protopteridae. The record is from RefSeq and is a predicted model, not a curated record. Gene Ontology annotation, molecular function: G protein-coupled purinergic nucleotide receptor activity. Gene Ontology annotation, cellular component: membrane.
CGUUUCCUCUGUAAGAAUUUAGAAAAAAGCUUCCACAUUUUUCUGCUGGCACUGCCUAAGAUAAAAGAAAAGAAUAUCUGAUGCUGCAAAGGAUGAGAGAUAGAAGCCACCUACCAAUAUUUCUCUUUAAUACCAAGCUACAAACAACAUCACCCAUACAACUGAAGAAAGGCAGACUGGAAAUAACCUUUGGUGCACUGCUUGCAUAAAGGAAGGGAAAGCAGCAGAUCAGAUAAUCUUUUUGCUGAUGCAGGCUAGUACUAGCAUUCAGUGGUACGGGAAAAUCGGGUGUUACUGUGAAGACUGAGCCCAUCUGAAGGACUGCUGUGCUUAAAAUGACAUGCAGAAAAACAGCUAGCGAUCCAAACCUCAGCCAAAGAAGUCACUAUUGUUUGCCAAGAAAUACAGAGUUCUAUGUCAAACGAUGAAAACUUCCUUAUUGUAGAGACAAGAAUGUAUAAUUACAGUUCUACAUCAAAUAUGAGUGAUAUGUGCUUGGGGAAUGGCCGUUCAUUUUUUACAACCACCCUGUUACCAGUAAUUUACAGUCUUCUAUUCAUUGGCUCACUGAUUAUGAAUAGCAUCGCAGCUUGGAUAUUCUUCCAGACUAAUAGCAAGAAAAGCUACGUGGUUUUCCUCAAGAACAUUGUUGUUGCAGAUUUGGUAAUGACCUCAACAUUUCCAUUUACAGUACUGAACUAUGCACAAGUAUCCACUAAUGUUUUAAAUCAAAUUGUCUGCCGAUUUUCUGCUGUUGUGUUCUAUUCAACUAUGUACAUCAGCAUAAUACUUUUAGCACUGAUAAGUUUGGAAAGAUAUAUAAAAAUAGUAAAGUUGCCAGAGGGCAACAUAUUUCAGAAUGUGAAAUAUUCCCAGAUUAUAACCAUAGUUGUCUGGGUGUUCAUGUUUAGUAUCACAGUGCCAAACAUGAUUAUGAAUAAGAAUAAUGUAGUUUUGGAAAACAGAAUGCAAUGUGCUUCACUUAAAACAGACCUUGGGUUAAAAUGGCAUAAAUUUUCAACAUAUUUUUCAAUGUUCAUAUUCUGGACCACUUUCAUUUUAAUGGUGAUAUGUUAUACCUUUGUGUUAAAAGCAGUUUAUGAAUCUCACAAAAAUACUGACGUAAGGCUAUCAGGUGGCAAAAGAAAAUCAAGGCGUAAUAUAUUUUGCAUUCUGGGGGUGUUCUUCAUUUGUUUUGUACCAUAUCAUGUUUCCCGAAUUCCAUUUACUCUAAGCCAAACAGAAGAUGUAUUCAACUGCAGAACAGAUAAAGCUCUGUUUUAUGUAAAGGAAGGAACAUUGCUUGUGUCAGCUGCAAAUGUAUGUUUAGAUCCCAUAAUCUAUUUUCUUUUAUGCAAGUCGUUUACUAAGUCUGUACUUCAAAACUUUAGAAUAUUACAAAAGAAAAGAAAAAUGUCAACUGUCCAUCAUGUAUUUCUUAAGAAGGUAACAGUCGAUUCAGGACAAUCCACAUCUUAAAAGAAAAUACCAGAAGGUUUUGAACUGAAAAAAUCAAGCUGCAAUUGCAAUAGAGCACAAUACGAUUGACUAUCUAUGCAAGUUCCUCUUCAUAUUUAUUUCUGAGAGAAAGAAUAUUCAUGUUUGUUGUGUCUUGUUGAAUGCACAAAACUACAGAAAAGCAGAUAAAAAUUGUACAGAUUAAUGCAAUAAGUGGUCAUGUGUUUAUCUGUUUAAAAGUUUUAGGUUUAAAUGAAUUGGGGAUUCCACUUUAUAAAAAGUUGUUUUAAACUUUGCAUUUAGUAGUGGAAGAAAGAUGCAUCAUCUCAUUGAACUAUGCAUGACAUUCCAGAAAAUUAGAAAACUUUCAUUAUGAUAUGACAGUCUCUGUUUUGACACAUUCUAUGCAAACUAAAAGUCUUUGACUCAAGUUAUUUCCUCUCUACUACCACAGGGAAUGCCUUUUGUGAAAAUGGGUUAACAACUCAUUCAACAAUCUCUCUUGUUGAGACUCAGAAGAAAUGGAACACACUUAAUUAUCCUGUGUUGAAAACAGCUACUAUACUCUUGUAAAUAGUCAACCAAUUGACCGUAAAAAGGCAUACAGUCCAAAACACAUAGUAGGAUUCUUGUAAAAGAUUAACCACUUGACCAAAGUCCAUCACAUAAUAUUAUAAAGAACAUUUUUUUCGUUUAGACUUGAUGUCUAUUGCAGGGUACAUUUAGCCUCGUACUUUACCACUAUAACUUUGUAACUACCUAAGGCAUACGUUGUAAUUCACUAAUGCUUAAAACUGAGUGUUAAUUUAUAUUAUUUACAGAUGAAACAACAUAUAUAAAAUGAACUGCAAACUGCUGCUUUGAUUAAAUUUAAAAUAAUUAUAAUCAAUGAACUAUUUAUAUUAUUCAAUAAAUGAACAAUGAAAAACUGUUUACCUUCAAAAUACCAUGACUCCAUGGUAUGGCUGUAGGAUUUGUUAGUCAAAAGUUUGACACAGGUAUAUU